Molecule: messenger RNA, 2666 nt
Organism: Nycticebus coucang (slow loris)
Lineage: Eukaryota; Metazoa; Chordata; Mammalia; Primates; Lorisidae
Gene: FIGNL2
Product: fidgetin like 2
Exons: 2
Coding region: 215-2206 (663 amino acids)
Molecular function (GO): ATP binding; microtubule severing ATPase activity; ATP hydrolysis activity
Source: RefSeq, a predicted model, not a curated record
CUUGUCCGGCCACCCCCACUGCCCAGUCCCGCUCCCGGCCGCGGCGGCCGCAGCAGCCGCAGCAGCAGCGGCUCCAGGAUGGUCAGCGCCGCUGCCCCCCAACCCCGGCCUGUUGCCCGCGGCCCGCGCCCCCGCCCCGGUCCCUGGGCCGGACGCCCUCCCAGGCCGCGCACACUCACCUAGGACCCGGCCGGGAUGCCGAGCUCUGUCGAAGAUGCACUGGACACCGGAACACGCCCAGCCCCUCAACCAGUGGCCAGAGCAGCACUUGGACGUCUCCUCUACCACCCCGUCGCCGGCGCACAAGCUGGAGUUGCCCCCUGGGGGUCGCCAGCGCUGUCACUACGCUUGGGCACACGACGACAUCUCCGCCCUUACAGCCUCCAACCUACUCAAGCGCUACGCAGAGAAGUACUCGGGGGUCCUGGACUCGCCCUACGAGCGCCCCGCCCUAGGCGGCUACGGCGACGCCACCUUCCUCAACGGCGCCAAGGGGGACCCCGAGCCCUGGCCAGGGCCAGAGCCACCUUAUCCCUUGGCCUCACUUCACGAGGGCCUCGCGGGAACCAAGUCGGGCACUGGGGGCGGUUCCGGGGGUCUCGGGGGCUCCCCGGGUUUAGCCGGGAACCUGCCUGAACCCCUCUACGCCGGCAAUGCGUGCGGGGGCCCGUCGGCGGCGCCAGAGUACGCAGCGGGCUACGGAGGAGGGUAUCUGGCGCAGGGUUAUUGCGCACAGCCCGGCGCCGCGCUGCCCCCGCCGCCCCCCGCUGCGCUGCUGCAGCCCCCGCCACCGCCGCCGCCGCCUGGGUACGGCCCCUCGGGGCCUCUGUACAACUACCCUGCGGGGAGCUACGCUUCACAGCCGGGCUACGGCACCCUCCCACCGCCCCCAGGCCCCGGCCCAGCCCCCUACCUGACCUCGGGCCUGCCAGCGCCUACGCACCUGGCCCUGCCCACGCCCGCCCCGCCGCGGCCAGCGCCCACCUCCUACAGCUUCCAGACUGCCGCUCCGGGCGCGGAGGCCGGGGCGUCGCUGAAGCGCAAAGCCACCGACGAGGGCGCAGAGGCCCGCUACCGCAAGUACGUUUACGAGCCCGCCAAGGCCGCGGCCGACGGCGCCUCCUAUCCCGCCGGGGACAACGGCGAGUGUCCGGGCAACGGGUUUCGGGCCAAGCCGCUGGGAGCCGCGGAGGAGGCAUCGGGCAAGUACGGCAGUGGCGUCCCCCUCAAGGGUUUGGGCUCCCCAGUCUACGGCCCACAACUCGAGCCCUUUGAAAAGUUUCCGGAGCGGGGCCCCGUGCCAGCUUCCCGUGGGGGCUUCUCGGUGCCGUCAAGGGAGCCACCCAAAGGUGUGGACCCGGGGCCCCUGGAGCUGGUGACUAGCAAGAUGGUGGACUGCGGGCCUCCGGUGCAGUGGGCAGAUGUGGCAGGCCAACGCGCGCUCAAGGCGGCGCUGGAAGAGAAGCUGGUGUGGCCCCUGCUAAGGCCGCCCGCCUACCCCGGCAGCCCGCGACCGCCGCGGACCGUCCUGCUCUUUGGACCGCGCGGCACGGGCAAGGCGCUGCUGGGCCGCUGCCUGGCCACGCAGCUGGGCGCCACGCUGCUGCGCCUGCGCGGAGCGACCCUAGCUGCGCCCGGCGCCGCCGAGGGCGCGCGCCUACUUCAGGCCGCCUUCGCGGCUGCGCGCUGCCGCCCGCCCGCGGUGCUUCUAGUCAGUGAGCUGGACGUGCUGCUCCCGGCCCGGGACGAUGGCGCGGCUGCCGGCGGCGCGUUGCAUCUGCAGCUCCUGACCUGCUUGGACGGCAGCUGCGGCGCAGGGGCUGAAGGCGUGCUGGUCGUGGGCACCACAUCGCGGCCCGCGGCUCUGGACGAGGCGACCCGCCGGCGCUUCGCUCUUCGCUUCUAUGUGGCGCUUCCCGACAGCCCGGCCCGCGGGCAGAUCCUGCAGCGGGCGCUGGCCAAGCAAGGCUGCGUGUUCAGCGAGCCGGAGCUCGCGGCCCUGGUGCAGGCCACCCAGGGUUUCUCUGGGGGCGAACUGGGGCAGCUAUGCCAGCAGGCAGCGGCCGGGGCGGGCCUCCCGGGGCUGCAGCGACCCCUCUCUUACAAGGACUUAGAGGCGGCGGUAGCCAAGGUGGGCCCCAGGGCCUCCCCCAAGGAGCUGGACUCGUUCGUGGAAUGGGACAAAAUGUACGGCUCUGGACACUGAUGGCGCGCUGGGGAGGCUGCGGGAGCUCCUCCCUUCCUGCCUCUUCCGCUUGAGAGGGAUGUCAUCGACCAAACCCGGGUGGGAGGUGCCGGAGUGGUGAAUGUGGGGUGGGGGACGGGAGGGCUCUGUCCGUGGAUGUUUUUUCGUGGGAGGGGAAAGGCUUCUGCCAGGCAGAUACAUGCCAUUUGCGCCGUGUACUCAGGUUUUUCCUAUUUAUUGUGGACGAGAAGCUCGCCAUCUCCGCCCGGCAGACGGAGCAGUCCUGGCAUGGGCUGGCACCGGAGCCUCAGGAACUCCUGCUCUCUUGCCACAAUUCUUUUGUCUCCUCGAUGUGAAUGGCAGCCUUCUCCUUCCCUCUCUUCCCACCGUUUUCUCCGUAUUAGCUUGCUUUUCUCUGCCUGUCACUGCCACCCCCAUCCCGUUUAUCUUUUGCCUCGUCCUCCUUGCCCAUUUCUCCAUG